AUGCCUGUCGAAGAUUUAUCUGAUGAAGGCCUUCCUAAAGUGCCUAAUCUUGAUUUAGCACAAUUAAAAUUUUUAAUAACACUACAACCAAAUGAUAAAAGCUUAAAAGAAAAAUUAUUAAAUGAAAUUAAAACAAAUCAUAUGACACCAUUUUAUCUUGAAUGUAUUAAAGAUGGUGAAUUAUCAUCAGAUGAUCAACUUAUUCAAACAAUACGUCAAGUAAAUGAAGAAAAAUUAAAAGAAUUAGAUGAUAAAAUAGAAGAAAAUGAAAAAGCAUUUGGUGAAAGUGAAAUACGUGAAAGUUAUUUAGCUAAAUCACAAUAUUUAUGUUCAAUUGGUGAUCGUGAACAAGCAUUAACAUGGUUAAGAAAAACUUAUGAUAAAACAGUUGCAUUAGGACAUCGUUUAGAUUUAAUUUUUUAUCAAUUACGUUUAGGUUUAUUUUAUAUGGAUCAAGAUUUAAUUGAAAGAAAUUUAGAUAAAGCUAAAACAUUAGUUGAUGAAGGUGGAGAUUGGGAUAGACGAAAUCGUAUGAAAGUUUAUCAAGGUUUACGAGCUAUGUCUAUUCGAGAUUUUAAAUCAGCUGCUGAAUUAUUUCUUGAUACAGUAGCAACAUUUACAUCAUAUGAAUUAAUGGACUAUCAAACAUUUGUUACUUAUACUGUUAUUUGUUCUCUUGUGGCUCUUGAACGACCAAAAUUGCGUGAAAAAGUUAUUCGUGGAAGUGAAAUUUUAGAAAUUCUUCAUGGUUUACCAUUAAUUAAAGAAUAUUUAUUUUCACUUUAUGAAUGUCGUUAUGCGGAUUUUUUUCGUUGUUUAGCAACAAUUGAACAAAAUUUACUAAUUCAAGAUCGUUAUUUAGCACCACAUGCAACAUAUUAUGUACGUGAAAUGCGUAUUAUUGCAUAUAGUCAAUUAUUACAAUCAUAUUCAUCAUUAACACUCAAAGGUAUGGCACAAGCAUUUGGUUGUUCAGAAAAUUUUCUUGAUAAAGAAUUAUCAAGAUUUAUUGCUAGUGGUCGACUUAAUUGUAAAAUUGAUAAAGUACGUGGAAUUAUUGAAACAACAAGACCUGAUUCGAAAAAUUUUCUUUAUCAAGAAGUUAUUAAAAAAGGUGAUUUAUUACUUAAUCGUGUGCAAAAAUUAAGUCGUGUCAUCAACAUUUAA
This is a messenger RNA of Rotaria sp. Silwood1, 1167 nucleotides long. The record is from the annotation of a GenBank genome assembly. Lineage: Eukaryota; Metazoa; Rotifera; Eurotatoria; Philodinida; Philodinidae.